CCGGAAAAACGCGAGCGUCGCCCCCGGUCGUGCAUUCCCAGGCCGGGGCUUUUGGCCAAAGAGACGUCGGAGCGCUGGCGAGGAGACGACGGAGCGGUGAAGGAGACGACUGAUUUAGCCGGUACUAGGGAUGUGUCAGUUUUUGUAGAGGCUGUCGAGGUGGAGGAUGGCCUGGUGGGAGACAAUGAGGAACCAGACUUGUUUCAAGGUUUGCCGAAGGAAACUGAAGAUAUUGGGGAUGAAGUUGAGCAGCCUGGUGGUGUUGAAGAUGAUUACCUUGACGUGGAAGAAGGAUCAGCUGCUUCUUCCGAUGAGGCUGCUAGAGAAACCAAUCCAAGGAUUAAGAAGGCAAUGCCGGGGAGGCCUAAGAAGAAAAGAAGAAAUGAGGCGGCUGAACUCGAAGCUCGAGUGAAUAAGAAUGGUUGGGGACACUCAAUUGGGUGUGAAGGAAUGGUGAUGCAUUGCAGCAAGUGUCGAGGUACAAGACAUAAUGCUAGAAAGUGUCCCAAUUCACCAUUUGUUCCGAGUGAACCAGUUAUGGAAACGUCCAAGAGGGCCAUCCAUUGUGGUUCGUGUAAACAGGCUGGACAUAAUGCUAGGAAGUGUCCACUGAACAUGGGAAUUCAAUUUACGAGGGUGGAGAAUGUUGGAGUUCGUAGUUCUGCAGAAGUUUUCGAUACCCAACCAAUUGAGAUUGAUGCGACACAGCGACCAACAACUCAACCUGAGUAG
Molecule: messenger RNA, 732 nt
Organism: Linum tenue
Lineage: Eukaryota; Viridiplantae; Streptophyta; Magnoliopsida; Malpighiales; Linaceae
Source: the annotation of a GenBank genome assembly